UAUAAUUUCACUUAUAAAUAAUAAUAAAAAUAACAAUAACGCAUGCAUGACAUAGAACAACAAACUAGUUUAUUAUAAAAAAAUAAAUAAAAAAAAAAAUUAGAAUCACAAGUUCAAUAAACCUAGCAUAAACAACACUUGCCUUUAAAUUUUUUGGUCGGUCUUCCCUACUUAAAGUAACCCUUUAAAAAAAGGGUACUCUUCCAAAACCACAAACCCAUUUUUCCACUUAUCUUUUCCAUUCACAUCAAUUACACUAUUUUGCUUAAUCUUCAAGCUCCUCCCAUAAAUUGGAGGAGAUUCAAUCAAUAGUACACAAAAAAAAAAAAAAAAAAACAAAAAAAAACAAAAAAAACACAAACCAAAAAUAACAAAAAUAUGGCACUAAAAAUGGCCAUAUGUUGUUUUACCAAUACUCUUGACACAAAUGAUGAACUUGUUCAUCCUAAACAAACACCUUCACCUUCUCCUCAUAGAGUAUCCCAUUUAGGCAUAACCAAUAAACUUAACAUUAGCUCGGAAAUCUCGAUCAACGAGCUUUCGAACUCGAUUCCGGGAUCAAACCUACAUGUUUUUAGCCAUGAUGAGCUUAGGUUGAUCACUAAUAACUUCUCAUUGAGUAACUUCCUUGGUGAAGGUGGAUUCGGCGCGGUGUAUAAAGGUUUCUUACAUGAUAAUCUUAGGCCUGGUUUAGAGGCUCAAGCUGUUGCUGUUAAGGUCUUGGAUUUGGAAGGUACACAAGGUCAUAAAGAGUGGUUGGCUGAAGUGAUAUAUCUAGGACAAUUAAGGGACCCUAAUUUGGUGAAGCUAAUUGGGUAUUCAUGUGAAAAAGAGCAAAGACUCCUUGUGUAUGAAUACAUGGCUAGGGGUAAUUUGGACAAGCAACUUUUUAGCAGACGUUCUAUUCCGUUGCCAUGGUUGACAAGAAUCAAAAUUGCAUUAGAUACUGCAAAAGGCUUAGCUUUUCUUCAUGAACUCAAUACACCCGUCAUUUUCCGGGAUUUCAAGGCCGCAAACAUACUCUUAGAUGCUGAUUAUACAGCUAAACUAUCAGAUUUUGGGUUUGCUAGAGAUGGACCAGAUGAAGAUAAGACUCAUGUUUCUACCAAAAACAUAGUGGGCACUAAAGGGUAUGCCGCCCCAGAGUACAUUAUGACAGGUCAUUUGACAACUAUGAGCGAUGUUUACAGUUACGGGGUAGUCCUAUUAGAAUUACUAACAGGUCGAAGAUGCAUGGACAAGAAGCGUCCGAAAAAAGAGCAGAGUUUGGUAGAUUGGGGAAGGCCACUACUAAAAGAUCCUCGAAAAAUCGAAGGCAUAAUGGACCCAAGACUAGACGGGCAAUACUCGAUAGAGGGGUCGAAAAUCGCAGCACUGUUGGCAUACCAAUGCCUAAACAAGCAUCCUAAAACAAGGCCUAAAAUGAGUGUAGUGAUCAAGGUGUUGGAACCACUUUUGGAACUCAAUGACAUGCCAUUUGGGGGGCCAUUUGUGUAUGUUGUACCAAAAGAAGGUCAGGAAGUAACCAAUAAUAAAGAGCAAUCAUUAUUGUGUGAUGCUAAAAAAGAGGAUAACAUUUAUAAUAAUGUUAAUAAUGAAAUAAAUGAAGUGGUAAACGUUGAAAUAGUGGAAGAAAAGGAGGUUGAACGAGAAGAAAAACAAAAGAAUGGACAACAAAGAAGGUCACAAAGAUCUAGGGCAGUCAAAUCUGAUUCAGCUCUUUGUGAAGUUCGAUAGGAGUUUUUAAUUUGUCCUAAUUGUGUUUGAAUUGCAACAAGUGUACAAAAUAAAUUUUUUUGUUUGUUAAUUGUAUUUAAGUUUCAUCAGUUGUAAGUUUACUCAGCUCAAAUCUUUAGAGUAUUCAUUAGAUAAGGACAGAUAAUGGAAAAAUCAAUAAUUUAUUUUA
This is a messenger RNA of Chenopodium quinoa (quinoa), 1906 nucleotides long. Its product is annotated as serine/threonine-protein kinase RIPK-like. The record is from RefSeq and is a predicted model, not a curated record. The coding region runs from base 379 to 1737 and encodes 452 amino acids. Gene Ontology annotation, biological process: protein phosphorylation. The transcript is spliced from 5 exons. Gene Ontology annotation, molecular function: protein kinase activity; ATP binding. NCBI's taxonomy places the organism in Eukaryota, Viridiplantae, Streptophyta, Magnoliopsida, Caryophyllales, Amaranthaceae.